AUGGAGAACGCAGGGAACGUGGAGGGAUUCAUGGAAGACUUCUGGAGGAACGAGAGCCAGUCGCUCUCCCUCGACGAGGGUGUCAUCCAGUUGGGAGGAAACAUGACCGAAGCCAGGGGUUUCGUCAUCGUCAAGUCCAUUGCCGUCACUCUCUAUUCCUUGAUCAUGAUCCUCGGUCUCUGCGGGAACAGCCUGGUCAUCUACGUCGUCCUUCGAUACUCCAAGAUGCAGACCGUCACGAAUCUGUACAUCUUGAACCUGGCCCUGGCCGACGAGUGCUUCCUCGUCGGUCUCCCGUUCGUCAUCAUCACGUCCUUCUCGCCGUGGCCCUUCGGGACGACCAUGUGUCGGGUCUACAUGACGAUGACGGGCAUCAACCAAUUCACUAGUAGCAUCAUCCUGACGGUGAUGAGCGCUGAUCGUUACAUUGCCGUCUGCCACCCGAUCUCGGCACCUCGUCUGAGAACCCCUCUCAUCUCGAGGAUCGUUUCCCUGACGGCCUGGACGGCCUCGGCUCUUCUGAUCGUUCCCAUCUUCAUGUAUUCCGGGGUCCUGGGGAAGGAAGAGCGGCGAUCCUGUAACGUCAUCUUUCCGGAUUCCGACAGCAUGAGAGGGGAGACGUGCUUCAUCUUCUACAGCUUCGCCCUCAGCUUUGCCAUCCCCGUCAUUCUCAUCUUCAUCUUCUAUAGCCUCGUCAUCCGAAAGCUACGAACCGUGGGUCCCAAGAACAGAUCCCAGGAGAAGAGGAAAUCCCACAGGAAGGUGACGAAGCUGGUCUUGACCGUCAUAGCCGUGUACGUCUUCUGCUGGUUGCCCUAUUGGACGACUCAGCUGAGCCUUCUCCUCACGCCCUACCGAUCCACGAUGUCCCACGAGGCCGUUACGGUUUUCCUCUUGGCUUCUUGUCUCGCCUACAGCAACUCUGCCAUCAACCCCAUUCUCUACGCUUUCUUAAGCGAGAAUUUCAAGAAGAGUUUCAGUCGGGCCUGCCGAUGCCACUUGAGAAGGGGAGGAUUCCAGGAACAGACCCAGGUUAGCCGCCGCCAGGCCGGACCCACCACGAUCAACGGCCCCGUCACUAGUAACCGAGACGCGACCGAUGACGCUAAGACACUGGUCGUCGCCGAAACCCAGCAGUAG
This is a messenger RNA of Darwinula stevensoni, 1140 nucleotides long. NCBI's taxonomy places the organism in Eukaryota, Metazoa, Arthropoda, Ostracoda, Podocopida, Darwinulidae. The record is from the annotation of a GenBank genome assembly.